AUGAACCCUAAAAGAAAGCUUCCAUCUAUUCGAGCUUCAAUGGGGCAUCCUCCAGCAAGAAAGAAAGCUCGUACAGAACUAGCUGUAAUUAAUCUUUGCGAAGAAUAUGAUGUAACUGAAAAUGAGAAACGUAUAUUUGAAAAGGCUAAGGCCAAUCAACUUGUUUCUGCACUUAUUGGUGUUGCUGCUCUUACAGCCCAACGCAAAAACGGCAAUUAUAACUAUAGUGGAGACACUGUAAUUUUCACCCUGUCUCUUUGCCAUGUUGCUGGGACAGACACACGUCCCCAUUCACUGUUCAAUGAUAUGCUGAUGGGAUACAAUUUCAAAUUUCCAGGGAAUUGCACCUUUGGUUUUACAUUGGAAAUACCCGACAAGAGGCGAUUGGAUGUAAUGAUUACAAAAUUGCUCCAGUACCAAGUGGCAGUCAAUAGGAAAAAAAACCGAGUCUAUCGCACCAUUGACGGGCUCCUCCAGCCAAACACAAUAUCCAAAAAAUCAACAACAAAGGCACUGAAGCAGUCCGCUUGGGAGAGAUUGAUACUGAUCUCAACAAUUUACCAUGCCCUCCAAUAUGCAAUUGACGUUCACCGGGAACAGAGCAAAAUCAAAGACUCAAAUAUCUGUUACUUUGCCUUUCGGAUGACUAUUGACUGCAAGACCAACAUAGAGUUGUUCCGAAAAGCGAGACACUUUCUCCUAUGUCUGGGUCCAAAGAAAGACGAGUGUCAUCCUAAGUUGACCGCCAUUCUUGACAAUCUUUCUUUUGAACCGCAAGACACUUCGGGUCCAAAGCAAUUCUCCUUUCUGCUAAGUGAUAGGGGACUUGGUAAACAGCUACAGCUCGAAGAAUACAAGAAGGUUUUGACCCAUUUCCGUUUUUUUAAUGACAUUGCUGUGAAUUGGCCCGGGAUGAAGAAACGGCCCCUUUUGUUUACCAAAAAGAAUAUAUGGAACAACAACAAACAAAAGUCAACAUGGCUUACUCAAUGGUUAGCUACCGUAUCUGUUGGUCUAUACAUGUCCUACUUCGAGCACAAGAGUCUUUCAGACUCCCGCAGGUUGAAGAACAGCAUCAUUCAUGGACUUUUCCCACCCAAAGAGGACCCAGCGCAUCACUGCAACAGUAUCAUCCACUGCUCUAGAGGAUAA
Cylindrotheca closterium is the source of this 1152-nucleotide messenger RNA. The record is from the annotation of a GenBank genome assembly. NCBI's taxonomy places the organism in Eukaryota, Bacillariophyta, Bacillariophyceae, Bacillariales, Bacillariaceae.